Histoplasma capsulatum G186AR is the source of this 315-nucleotide messenger RNA. RefSeq lists its product as uncharacterized. The coding region runs from base 1 to 315 and encodes 104 amino acids. The record is from RefSeq and is a predicted model, not a curated record. NCBI's taxonomy places the organism in Eukaryota, Fungi, Ascomycota, Eurotiomycetes, Onygenales, Ajellomycetaceae. The transcript has 3 exons.
AUGGCCGCGUGUAAAUGGGCUCUAGCGUACAGACAGGUACAGUACAAUACUGCGUCCAUAGAUCGGAGAUCGGAUGAACUGGGGAAGGGGAAACUCUUACAUCGCGCAAAAACUCAUAUCUCAGGCAUAUACAUGCACCUCAAGGGAAGACUGGAGCAAUGGGGUCCACGGCGGGCGAUCCAACCAACCCACUUCUUCUCCGUUGAAGGGAAACGGGGCUCAGUGGACUUGGAACUUUGCUCGAGUUCCAGAGAGGAGGUUCUCAAGGCCUCAGGACGGAGAGAGCGUCGCCGCAAAAAAUCAAAAGACAGAUAG